Messenger RNA from Nilaparvata lugens (brown planthopper), 3635 nucleotides. RefSeq lists its product as uncharacterized. The coding region runs from base 157 to 1638 and encodes 493 amino acids. The record is from RefSeq and is a predicted model, not a curated record. The transcript has 9 exons. NCBI's taxonomy places the organism in Eukaryota, Metazoa, Arthropoda, Insecta, Hemiptera, Delphacidae.
AAUAAGAUUCAAAAUAAUGUGAUUUUUCUUCUGUUUAAGACAGGAGUAUGUCCUUCACAUGCGCCGAAUGUCCCCAUAUCAAGAUGCCAUACUGUAUGUGGCUGGCAAAUACUGCAUGGUACAGCAUCAACAGGCGUUCAACAUUUGCUCUUCAUCAUGGAUGGUAAGAGAAGUUUGCAAGAGAGCGUUGGAAAAAAUGGCGGAGCAAUUUAUUCGAAUGGGGAUGGUUAUUGGUAUCGAAUUAAAAAGAAAACCAAACAUUCAUGGAGGCUCUCAUGUCAUAAAGAUAGUUGCCGAGGAUCUGCAAAGAUUUUAUUGAAACUGCCACACAGACAUUUGGUUCAAGUGGCAGUUCAUUCAUGUCCAGCAAAUAAUAAUUUUCCUGCAGUCACAAAACUCAGACAUAGAAUAAUGGAAAGAGCGGCGAAAGAGAUGACUCCUCUGAGUCGUAUCUUCUUCGAGGAGACCACAAGAAGGGACAUUGAACCAGAAGUAGCAAGUCAACUCAAGCUAUCUUCACUCGCGAGUGCCAUGCAAAAAUCAAGACAAGGAGUGCGCCCCCCGGAACCGGAGAAUACGUGGGAUUAUAUAAGUUCUAUGCAAGAACAUGAAGAUAAAUACCUCGACAUUUUUGGAGAAUGUUUUCUAAGUGGUGUCGUGGAUGACGGAGAAGGAGUGGCUGUUAUUUUUAUUGUUAAGCAAUUAUUGAAAUUGUUGGAAGGAGAAGGAGCUGAACUCCACAUGGACAACUCUUUCAGUUGUGCACCAAAAACGCCAGAGUUGAAGCUCUUCACCAUCAUUGCCAUACAUCAAGAAUGUGCAUUUCCGGUAGUUUUUUGUUUGAUGAGCAAAAGAACUGCUGAAUUAUAUUCAUCAAUCAUGAAUCACUUGAAGGAAAAAAUUCCUAAACUAGCUCCGCAAACCAUAGUCAGUGACUAUGACUUUGAGUUGAUGAAAGCUGUUUCUGAUUCAUUUCCAGAACAGGAAGGAACCAUACAUACAGGAAGCUGGUUUCAUUACGCACAGUCUAUCUACAAGAAGAUACUACAACUCGGUUUGGAAGAACUGUUUACAUCAAACACAUUGGUGAAAAAAGCAACUCAAAUGAUCAUUUCUCUUGCACUCUUACCUCAUGAAUUUAUUGAGGAGGGAAUGGAUUGCAUAGAGUCUUAUUUCCGAAUGGCGGAAGAGAUCUCCCCUAUUCACCUUGAAAAAAUGGAUGCAUUUUUCAGGUACGUGAGGGAGUAUUGGUUGACAAAAGUUGGCAGUGAAGUUUUUUCCAUUUUUAUGCAGCGGCAUAGAGCCAGCAAUUGCCAAGAGGCUCACCAUAGCCGUCUCAGCGGUUUGCUUGGUGGAAAUCCUCGUCCCAGUAUAUGGAGUUUUCAGUGGUGUCUUGCGCGGAUAGCACGGAAUGCGAUCACUGAUGCCUUGCGAUUAGAGAAGGGCGAAGUAAUAAGGCAUCGCAAACUGAAAUGGCUCCUCGAAGACAAGGUUAUCAAAGAAUUGAACAAGAAGUUGAUGGCAGAACCGCCAAAGAUCGGUAUUUUCCAGUUUCUGAGUGCUGCGGCGAACAGAUGUCUGACAAAAUUUCCUACAGAAAGCACAGAGGAUGGUGAAGAAGAUUGUUUUGCCAGCUGAACACAACCUUGUAAAAUGGUUGUACUUCCUUCUUAAAUAGUUUGCAAUCUAUGAAAAAUUACCAGCCAGUCAAAAAAUUAUAUUAUUCCUAAGGUAGGCUUAUAUCAUUGAACUUAUUAGUUAUCUAUUGAUUCUAUUAUAUGUAAAUAUAUUAUGAUUAUGUAUAAGUUUACAAGAUGUAUUUAUUCAUUAUUCAAUUAUUUUUCAAAUUUUAAUGAAUUAUGAAUAUUAAGUUAUUCAUAUUGAAAUGAAUGAUUGAAAUUACAUUAAUUCUUUCAUCCAAAAAACGUUGUACAAUACACAGAAAAAGCAUUUUAUCAUGAGACAUGUUUGUGCGACCGACCGGUUUAAAGAAUAUGUUGGACAGACAAAAUUCAAUACAAAUUUGAAAUAUAUCAAUUUAUUGAUUGAUAUUUAAGAUAAGGAUUGGAUAUUUAUUUGGAUAAUUCUAUCACAAUAAAGAAGUAACUAUUAUUGAUUAAGAUUCACAUAAUAAAUUAAUCUAUUGACAGAGGUGCCUUGAUUGAAUUAAAUAUUCUUUUCAACCCCGAUGAAGCUUCUUAUUCAAUUUGUAAUAAUUUAAACAGAGAUGCGACAUUCUUUUAGCAUCUAAAUGGAUAAGAUACUCCUUCACUUUCUAAACAAUCACUUCAGGUUUGAAAUGUCAUUUUUCUAAACAUAAGAGUUUUAUGGCGCAGCCUAUUCAAAAUAUACUUCAAUUUGUAAUUUAUGAGCUAUUAGUUUGUUGGGCAUUAUAAGGUAAGGAUAGGUGUAAAAGGUUUGUGAUUGAUGCUUGUGCUUCAUUUGCGAAUUAAAAAUUGUAGUUAUACAUUUUUAAAAGACAUUUUUUUAUCUAUUUCUAUUAUCUUAUAAAGAAUAACAGUAUAUUUUAUUGUUCAUUGGAUUUAUUGAGAAUAGUUUUUCUUCAAAGUAGAUUCAAAUGCUGAAAUAUUUUCCUAUUUGUAGCCAUAAUGUAAUAUUUAUUGAAAUAAAUUCUCGGCUCUUUUUAUACGGAACUUACUUAAUUCCUGUUGAAUACAAGUAGCCUGUAAUCAUUUCACACCAACAUUUCUCUCAAAUUUAGGUAAUGUUAUACCACUGACUCCACGAUAAAUUUCUCAAUGUUAAUCUAAGGAAAAUAUAAAGUUCGCUAUCGAAGAAAAAUAAUUUUAAUUGAGUUUCGAAUCAAUUGUAAAGAAGAGUGAAUCUAUUGAAUAAACUAUUCAUCAGUCAACUUGGACUGAAUCUUAAGGGUGAGUAGGCAAUCGCUAAAGAGAAAUAGAUCCAAUAUCUCUUGUUUCACAACUCAUUCAAGCUCUGUGAUUGUUCCAUAUAUCAGUAGCCCAACGAACAGUCAUGAAAUAAAUUACUUCAAAAAGACUUAUAAAACUAAACCCAAGAAACAAUCCCAUCAAGCCUCCAAUAUUUGCUGAAAAAAUAAAACAAAAUUUCAUUUAAAACAAUCGUUUAGCCUUCAUAUUAUAUUUCAUUGCAGAAAAAUAUCCAUGAUAAUAUAUCAAUGAUAAUAUUUUAAAUAAGCUUUUAAAAAGCAUGUAUCCUUUUAUAUCAAUAACAUUCUCUUAUAAUUUUCUAGUAAUCUUUAUCUAUUUUAUUCAGAAGUAGAGUAAUAGAAAUAAUACACUACAAUUUUACAUUAUGGGCGUAAUCUUAUAGUUUCUUAUAAAUGUAUAAUAAUGAUAAGUUUUUAUUCAUAUGAUUACCAUGUAUAAUUAAUCAUGAGAUAAUGAAAAGUUUGAUUAAUAUUCUUUCAAAGAAAUUAUGUGUACUUGAUUGUUAAGAUUUUCAUGAAUUUAUAAUCCACCAUAAUUGAAACAUGAAACUGGUCAGAUGAGUCAAUAAUUUUGUACAAAAUAGUUCUUAAACUGAGAAGAUAUCAUCUUCUUAUACUCACCAAUAAAAUCAGAUACUGUUACUAUUGCCACCCUCUGGAUAUUGAUUGAUAACUGAAUUUGUUUUGCAAAGGAAAGUCGCAACAG